Molecule: messenger RNA, 2008 nt
Organism: Cydia fagiglandana
Lineage: Eukaryota; Metazoa; Arthropoda; Insecta; Lepidoptera; Tortricidae
Product: UDP-GlcNAc:betaGal beta-1,3-N-acetylglucosaminyltransferase-like protein 1
Exons: 1
Coding region: 254-1294 (346 amino acids)
Source: RefSeq, a predicted model, not a curated record
GAUACACGUAGGGAUUGCUAUGGGAUUGCUGCACAAUGCUCCUUGUACCAAAACAGCACACAGCACAACAUGAGUGGAUUUCGUGGCGUGAGGAGUGAUGGAUGUUAUAAACUUAUAAUGUACCUACUUGUUGUGGUGUAAAAACAAUGAACAUACUUAUUUCAAGCGCCCUUAUUCAUUUCACAUCCAAUAUUUGCUUUUUUGACACGAGAACGGUAGUUAAUAAACGUAGGGCCCAAUUAUAAGUUUGAGCAUGACUAAAGUAUCCAUAAUAAUUCCAGUACGUAACGGCGAACAGUGGAUAAAUAACUGUUUAAAAUCAAUAACAGACCAAUCUAUACUUAAUUCAGGAAUCGACAUCGAAAUCGUUGUAUAUAAUGACGGAAGCAAUGAUGAAACAGAGAAUUUGCUGAAGGAAUGGCAGCGCUACUUUAUAACACAUGGAAUUGAGUUAAUUUUAACGGGAUCUGCAACUUCGAGAGGCGUUGGUGCCGCUAAAAAUGGGGCAGUGUCUAUGAGCACAGGAGAAUUUCUGUGUUUUCAAGAUAUUGAUGAUGUAAUGCACCCUGACAGGAUACAUCUCCAGCUACUUGCUGCAGAAAGUAAUCAUAAUGCAAUUGUUGGCAGUAAUAUUUCUCGAAUACCUCAAGACUCUACUCCACGUCUGGUUCGCUGGGCCAAUAGUCUCAGUGAUGAACAACUAAAAUUACAAAUCUACACUUCCAACGGGCCCACCUUAUUAAUGCCUACUUGGUUUUGCCACAGAAAAGUAUUUGAAAGAGUGGGUAGUUUUGAUGAAAGUGGCAAAGGCACUCCAGAAGACUUAAUAUUCUUUUAUUCACACCUGGAUCUGGGUGGAGACUUGAUUAAAGUCAACAAGCAAUUACUUAUUUACACUUACCAUGAAGGUGCGGCUACAUUUUCUGUUAAAAGAGAAAUGAUUUGGCAAAUCCAAUUAGAUCGGUUACAAAAGCUUGUUUUACCAAAUUGGGAGACAAUCACUAUUUGGAAUGCCGGUAAAGCAGGCAGAAGAUUGGUUCGUGCACUGAAUCAGGAGCAUUUGAAAAAAGUAAUAGCUUUUUGUGAUGUUGAUAAGAAGAAAAUUGGGACUACAGUUGAGUUAUACUGCCCAGUGAAGAAAACAGUCCUCAUUAGUCUACCAGUUAUUCAUUUUUCUGCUGCAAAGCCACCUUUACUCAUUUGUGUGAAGCUAGAUAUGACUAAUGGCAUUUUUGAACAGAAUCUCAAAUCAAUGAAUCUCAAUGAAGGAUUAGACUAUAUCCUUUUUAACUAAAAAUUACUAUUUUUACACUGAUCUGUGAGUGAUCUAUGAAUAUAUAGUGCGUCAAGCAAAUCUUGUCAGUAGCAAUGUAAAGCAAACUAAAGUAGGGCAACACUCAAAGAGUAGUAUUGCGCUAAGAAAAGCAGCAAUGUACAAUGUACAUCGAACCAAAACUUUUUUUUCCGCUGAGCGCGCCUUGUCACGUACGUCAAUUCAAAUUGUCACUCGCGGAUUCUCUAUUGAAAAUGUUUGAAAUUGUUAUUAAUACGUAUGGACGGACAAUUUAAAAGCGGUGUGUGAUGUUGAUAAAAAUGAUUAACUAAUUUGAAGAUCUCAAAAUAAAAUUGUAAGUGGACUAUGCCGUUAAACAAGAAUGUAUGAAUAAAAUAAUUGCUUCAGCAGGUAGAUGUCAUACUGGAUUUUCAUAUUUUAUUAGAUUUCUCAGUUGGCACUGUAGGCAUUGUAGGCACCUUAGCUUUAAUUAAGCACAGUCUUAUUUAAUAUAUUGGUAUUUAAUGGUGACACAGCAGAAAUAUCUCUUGAAAUAGAAUCGAUUCAGAAUGUAAACAUUGUUAACCAUUUGUAAACAAACAAGAUGAUGGCUGUCAUUCGCGAUCCACAUUCCACAGAUAAAACACAGAUGACACGCGAUUUUCGAAUUAUUCGAACACAGUGUUGCUAACCCGCGAUUUUUCAAAUUUGCCGCCGUUUGCUACUGACAAGAUU